UGGUUUAUAAUAAUACUCAGAAAAAUAUUCUGUGACUAAAAAUGUAACCGAAUAUUUAAAUAAAAAACACAGUGCACGCGGUAUCAUAGAACGUUAAAGCGUUAGGAACGUUCGAAAGUGUGAAUCUAAUAUCUACUCCCAAUUAUGUGAAAAUACUUAUUAGUUGUGUCGUCUAAAUUCAGAAUUUACAAAAAUAAGAAAACACGUGGAAUUAAUUAUAUUUAAUAUAUUAUUACACUAAAAAUUGUCAAAUUGAAAUAUAGAACCUUAAAUGUGUUUUCGAUAUAGCUAUUGAAAUGGCCAAUAUAUGUAUAUAUGUUUGAUUCGCAUUUAAAGUAACAAAUUUAAAAUCAAAGAUACAAAAAAUCCAGACAUAAAAAAUACUUCAUCCAAUUUAUACUUGUGUUUGCAUUGUCAAAAUGGAAUGCUAAUUAUCUUUCAAGUUACUGCUUCGAUUUCUGGCGCAUCAAGAUGCCAUUUAGAUUGCAAGCAAAAAAUCAUUGACAGUUAUGUGUUUUGUGUGUUUUUGGUAUUAUAACUAACUUUGCAAAAUGAUUAAUAAAGAGUCCGGACUUAUUAUAGACAAAAUAUGUCGGUGUUGCAUGUGUGAAAAUGAAAACAUGCUCAAUAUGUUUGAGCAAAAAAGUGAAGAUGAAGCCGAAGACUCUACAACACUUCUAUCGGAUAUGCUGGUGGCUUGUGCUUCUAUUGAGGUUUCUUCUGGAGACGGUUUGCCAAAUAAAUUGUGUAAAGGAUGCGAAGAAAAGUUAAAAAGUGCCUAUGAAUUCAGGAAGUUAUGUCAAAAAUCUGACUCCACUUUAAAGGAUCUAACUCAGGAUACAAAAAAAGGGAUUCGACAAGAGGAAGAUAUAGUUGUUCAACCAGAUUUGCACGAUGACGUUUUUGUCGAAGAUGAAGAUAACGUUCCACUUUUAGAAAGAGGUGUAAAAAGAAAACGGGGUAGGCCUAGAAAGAAAGAUGUAGAAAAUUUGACAUGUCAGUUUUGUAAUAUAGUAUUGCAGACCAAGAAAGGAUUAAGGAUACAUCUUCGUUCGCACGCAGGCGAAAAGAUACAACAAUGUUUGUUUUGUGAUGCUAAAUACAGUAGAACUAAUCACUUGCUUAGGCAUAUUAAUACACAUAAUAAGCCUGGAUUGAUACAUUCUUGUGAAAGUUGUGAUAAAACUUUUGCCGAAGCAGCUGUGCUAUAUCAUCAUAGCAAAGAACACGAAGAAACAGAACACAGUUUAAGGGUAAAGGAAAUUAAAAUUGAAAAAGAUAUUAAAACUGAAGGACCAGAACUUUUUGAUAUCAAUAAGGAAGAUAAAAAAUAUGAAAAUGAAAUAGCGACUGAAAAAGACCAAGAAGUUACUCAAUACAGUGAUCAAGAUGAUAAUUGUUUCAAUGAAUUCGUACCAAGUGAUGGAGAUGAUAGUAAAGGUAGUGAUGAAGAUUUUACAAUAGCUCUUGAAGAGAAAAAGACCAAAGGAAGGAAGAAGAAAAAAGUGAAAACAGAAGAUACACAAGAUGAUAAAGACAAAGCUUUGUAUGAAUGUAAGGAAUGUUCUAAAGUAAUGACAACAUAUUUGGGACUCAAAAUUCACAUGAGGAAACAUACCGGAUCUGAUUUGUCCACGUGUAAUCUGUGCAACAAGUCAUUCACUAAACACAGUCAUCUUGUAAGGCAUUUACACACUCAUGGCAUAGUUGAUGAAGAGAAUAUGAAAACUCUCAAGAAAUAUACAGAUUCAAAAGGGAAAAAGAUCAUGGAAUGUGACUAUUGUGAUCGAAAAUUCAAAUACAAGAAGAGUUUCUUACACCACAUGCAUCAGGAACAUGGCAUGGAUGAUUUUGACAGCGAUUUUGAUAAAGUAGAUGGCGACAAAUUGAAAAAAAUAAAAUCCGAAUCGAAGGAUGGCCAAGAACACACCAACAUGGGAGUUGGUUUGUCUCAGGAUGAACUUCAAAUUAACAGCACAAAACAAGAAGAUGACGAUGGCGAUGUUGGUAUCCCUGAUGCCGAAAAUGUAUUUGUGAAAAAAGCAAGAAGUAAAAAUCAAGUUUGUCAUGUAUGUGGUGCAUCAUUUUCGAGAGCAAAUCAUCUUACAAGACACAUGACUUUGCAUCGAGCUGUUCUUAUUCAUCAGUGUGACAGAUGCGAAAAGGCAUUUGCUACAGAAGAACAUCUCAAAGUUCACGUUGAAGAGGAACAUAUCAACAAACCUUAUGUUUGUACAGUUUGUAACAAACCGUUCAGCAGGGGCGAGCAUUUAAUAAGACAUUUGAAAGUACAUCAAAAUUCUUCUGAUAAAGAUACUAAUUUGAAGUGCUCAAUAUGUGAAACUACAUUCACAAGAUCGGACCAUUUGGCAAGGCACACAAAGAUUCAUCUACUUCAAGAUAAACGUCACGUUUGCGGCGAAUGCGGCAAGGCUUUUAAUCGUUUGGACAAUCUAAAGACCCACCAAAGAAUCCAUACCGGCGAAAAGGAUACUUCCAAGUUGCAUUUGUGCAUCUAUUGUGGAAAGGAAUUCAAUAAUUCCAGUAACAUGAUUGUUCAUAUGCGGCGUCAUACAGGUGAGAGGCCAUACAAGUGCAGCGAAUGCGGUAAAGGUUUUCCGAGAUCGCACGAUUUAAAAUGCCACGAACGUACACAUUCUGGAGAAAAACCCUACCUGUGUACUUUAUGUGGUAAAUCAUUUAAUAAGAGUAAUAAAUUGUUGCGUCAUAGUAGAGUUCAUACAGGAGAACGUCCGUAUGUAUGUAAUAUUUGUAGUCGAGCAUUUACUCAAUCCAAUGAUUUAGCGUUACAUAUGCGCAGACACACCGGAGCCCGACCUUACGCUUGCGGUGUAUGUCCGGCACGAUUCAUUCAAUCGGGACAAUUAAAAACACACAGAAGAACCACCGGUCAUUGGAUGGACGUUCAGCCAGAUCUGAAAGGAGGACAUCGAGUCGAACCCGUUACUCCCGCUCAUGAACCGAUGCCUAUAAGAUUUAAAGUACAUAGGACUAUGAAGAAGGAACAAAAUAUUCUCGAACAAGCUGGCCUAAUGACAACUCAGGCAUCAACAUCAGACGGCGUAACAAUGAAUAAUCAAGUUCAAUCGAUACAAAGCGAACCGCAUAGAAUUGUAAUGGGUAUUAUGGGUAAUUUGAAAAUUCCCGGUCCAGAUGCCACCAUCCAACCUCUAUUAAUCGACGGCGCUAAGUUAGCAGAACUGCACAAUGCAGGCUUAGUAAACUUACCAUCUGUUAUCCAAACAACGAACGGUGAUGAAAUCAAAUUGAAAUCGGAAGUAGCAAAUUUUGGUAUGCCACAGGAAAUUGAAAAACGGGAAAGUAACACAAACAACUCGUAUCAGGACGAUGUAGUGAUAUAUUCGAGCGUUGGACAUACUUCGACUACUUACACAAGCAGUGAAAAUUUCAAUUUCCAAAACUUCCAUUAAGUUUUAUAUGGAGUGUGUUUUAUAUUUGCGUUUAGUACAAUUUUAGUUUUAUAGUGAUAGGAAUUGGUCUAUCGCCAUAUCAUUUCUUCAUGCAAGCAUAUUAGAAAAUUUAGGCAAAAAAGUCUGUAGUAGUAUGUUUACCACGUUUUUGUGUUGAAACAAAAACGGUUGAAAUCUUUUGAGGUGGUCAAUUCAGUCGGAAUAUAGCUUUUGAAUUCCUUUUCCCCUAACUUUUUUUUUUGUCAAAAACUAUCAAAUUAAAUAAAAUGUACAAUGUACUUAUUUUACUUGGGGAGUAAAAAUAGCAAAAUUGAGAAUCAGAAAAAAUAUUUUGAAAUGGUCAUAUUUUACUCAACAAGAUAAUAUUAAUCUACUAAUAGAAUCAAUGCUAUUUCUUAUCCAUGACAUAUAAAUAAUUGUACAAUAAUAUUUUUAUGUUUCUCAUGUAUAUACUUGGUAGAAUGAUUGUUAUUAUCUUCAAAGUAAGUGAUACAACAAAAUUUCAUGUACUCUCUAGAAACAAAUCAAGUUUUCUAAAAGUUAAAUGAUAAAAUAUACAAUUUGUUUAGAGAAGAUAAUAUCAAUAUAAAAAAUGAAAAAAAAAAACAGGUCAAAAUGCUUGAAAGCUGUUAUUUAUAAAACAAAAUAUGUUUGGUGAAAAUUAAAAAAAUGUCAAGUGUAGUAGACAAUUAUAUCUAGUUGGUUUUUUUGGAACCGUUGAUAAUAUUCAUACUGAACAUACUAUUUUUUCUACCACAAGUUAUCGUCUUCAGAGACUCAGUUUAUCUUCGGUCUCUGAAAACGAUAACUUGGUUAUCGAAACGCGUGUCUAACAGUGUAAUCGUAAGUGUUGGAGCAGUGGUAAUAAAAACAGUGUGUUCGGCAGAUACAAUUAUACCAAGAUAAUGGAAAUUCAUCUAACUUACGAAAAGUUUUGAAUGGAGUGUAAAGCACCAAUACUCAAUAUUCCCCAGAGAAUUGAAACUUCAUAUUCUAUUUUCGUAUUUUACCAAUACGAACGUUUUUAAAUUAUCAUCUAAUAAUAUUUGGAGAUAAUUAGUUGUAUUAACGUUAAUAUUUUCUGUAUUUGAUAAUUUUACGCCAUGAAAUUAUUAACGGUAAUAAAAGUAUUAGGCAGAUCUAGGUGAAGAACAAAAGAAAAAGAUCUCAGGGGCAAAGGAAUGUAAAGACGUUAAACAAAUCAGAAGCAACGUGGACAUUCAUUUCCACAUAAUUUAAAACGUAAAAUGGAAAAAUUAUUAGAUUUCAGUUUUUAUAUUUUCUAUUUCUAUAUAUAUAUAUAAAAGAGAAACUUUUAACCUAACAAAUGUAAUUUUUUUUCUUUUUGUGAAUUUGUUUUAUUACCCGAUCUUCUAGUUUUAAAAUGUAUUUACUAAAGGACAAGUUGUACCAAACUCACAUUUAUAAUAAAAAUAUUGAAAAGCAUGUUAAAAUUUAAGCAGAAGUAUUUACAUUAUUUCAUGCUGCCAUCAAAGUGAAAAGAGACCUAUUUAAUUCGACGUUUUCUGUAAAUAUAUAGGGGUUUGUAGACUCUUGUAAGUCACUACUAUGGGGUGUUUCUAAAUUCUUUUUGUAUUAACUUGAUAGAAAAAAAAGUGCUCGUAAGAUCAUACAAAUUUGCGCCCUUCGAAAUUAGUUACUAGUUGGUUAGUAUUUCUAGUUAUACAUAGAAUUUCUACGGUUCUUAUAAUUGUUUUUUAACCAACCUUUGAGACUGUUUUUGAUUUUAUAUUUUGCUCUAUUGUAUCACGUAGAAUCAAUAAUUUUUAGUGGAGCUUCAAGUUUAUGUAUUAUCAACACAAUUUAUACUCUUAAUUCUGUUACCAAGUGUCGAGAACAGCUCGACAUAUUUCUAACAGUUUAAUUCCAUACAACUAUCCUCAGUUAUUGUAGCUACUUCCAUUUUUAGUGUAUAAAUUGAAAAUUGGUAUUUUCAAGUACAAAUACUAGUGUCAUAUUUGGUACACCCCGUGAGUGUUUACAACUAUUGUUUUUUUUUUUUAAUUUAAUUUAUUAUAUUUAAAAAAAAUAUUAAAGUCGAAUCGGUAAAAUAAGUUAGAUGUAAAAAAUUGUGCAUAUUGCACUAAAUAAUUAGUUUGCAUAAACUAUGGAAUACUUUCUAUACUUAUAAAAAAAAUAAUAGUAUCUGUAAGUUGAGAGGAAAACGAUUUACUUAAUUGUAGGCUUUAGGUGAAAUAUUUCGAAAUAUAUUUAGCGAUUGCAUAUGUAUAUAGUUGUUUUUUUUUCUUUUCUAUGUAUAAAAGACUUUGAAAUAAUAAUAAUAAACAUUUCAUUGUGUACAUUAUAUUUUUAAUAAAAUUUGUUUCACUAAA
This is a messenger RNA of Diorhabda sublineata, 5806 nucleotides long. Its product is annotated as zinc finger protein 271-like. Lineage: Eukaryota; Metazoa; Arthropoda; Insecta; Coleoptera; Chrysomelidae. The record is from RefSeq and is a predicted model, not a curated record. The coding region runs from base 552 to 3452 and encodes 966 amino acids. Gene Ontology annotation, biological process: regulation of transcription by RNA polymerase II. The transcript has 10 exons. Gene Ontology annotation, molecular function: RNA polymerase II cis-regulatory region sequence-specific DNA binding; zinc ion binding; DNA-binding transcription activator activity, RNA polymerase II-specific. Gene Ontology annotation, cellular component: nucleus.